AUGGCAUAUAAAGGCUCCAAAGCAAUUGAGAGAGAGCUCAUUGGCAUUCUCAACUCACCGCAAAAUCAAAACAAAUGUGGCGAGUGUGGGACUGCAUUUCCUUCGUGGUGUUCCGUUAGUUUGGGUGUGUUUCUUUGUGGAAGAUGCGCAUCUGUGCAUAGAAAACUGCUGAGUCAACGGGAUGAUAGCUCGUAUUCAGACGUGAGAUCCCUCACAAUGGACCGGUGGACAAAUUCGGACCUGGACGACCUCAGCCAUACGGGAGGCAAUAAGCGAAACAAGCACGUCUGGAACGCUAAAAACGAGCCUUUCCCCUUUGAUGGGGAUGAGGACAAGUCUGUGGUGGAGAAAUACAUUCGGGAUAAGUACGUUCUAGGCAAGUUUCGCAACGACAGCAACAGCUAUAAUUCCGAAGACGAUACCAGGCGGUCUGAUUCGAGGUCGAGGUCCGGGACGUCCAGAAGUGGUUCGAGUCAAAAGAGUUACGGAAACAGACCCUCCACUCAGUCCAGUGCUCCGGCUAAAUCCAGCAACCCGCCGCUGCCACGAAGACCCGCUUCGAACGCUGGACCUAGACAUGCCGUUUUCGACGGCCUUGAAAACUCCACUACGGGAGUGCAGUCUUCUGGAACUGCCGAAAACUACCCGCAACAAUACCUUGAUCCCGCCACAGGUCUCAUUUAUGUGAGCCAGCCGCAACAACAGCAGGGUGUGUACGAUGCACAAGCACAGCAGCAAGCACUUUACCAACAGCAGCUUCAGCAACAGGCGCUGUACGAGCAGCAGGCUUUCCAACAGCAACAGAUGCUACUUCAACAGCAACAGCAGCAACAGCAACUACAAUCCCAAGCCAACAAAAAUGCCUUACUUUCGCUGUACCAGCGGCCCGAUCUUUACACCAGUGCUGUCGAAAUCACACCGUCGAACCCCCAGUACAAUCAACUACAGCAAAUGCAACAGCAACAGCAACAGCAAAUACAACAACAACAGCAACAGCAGCAGCAACUACUACAACAACAACAGCUUCAAUUGCAACAACAGCUUCAACUACAACAGCAGGGCGUGUCGGGAUUAUACUACGGGAUUUAG
This is a messenger RNA of Lachancea sp. 'fantastica', 1089 nucleotides long. The record is from the annotation of a GenBank genome assembly. Lineage: Eukaryota; Fungi; Ascomycota; Saccharomycetes; Saccharomycetales; Saccharomycetaceae.